AUGCACCACGAACAUAUUCUAAUAGUACUAUCUUGGUCUCUACAGGUUCUGACGCAGAAUGUCGGUGUCCUGCUCAAUGUCAACAGGCGGGUGGAAAAUUGUAUUGGAGAAUAUCUAAGCUGUCAACAGCUUAAUUUUGAGCAAUAUUUGUAUUUCCUCACACACGAGGUGCUAGUUGAAGCUGAUGAUGGUUCAACACCAUACGGGGAGCUUAAGAAACAUCACGAUACCCUUGAACACACCUUUUGGCUUCUGGGACGAGGCACACUCUUACAACGACAUUUUCCAGUCUUCUCAGAAGAUGCCGUCUUCAAACUUUUUAGAAUAUUUUGUCUGCUGGCAGAUAGAUCGCCGGCAAGAAAAAGUCUCUUAGAGGUGACGCUAAAUAUUGUAGAAGUGAGGGAGGUGACGAGGCAUCUGAUCACAAGCCUAGGACGGGAAUGGGAUGCUCGUGACUUUACCCAACUAGCAACAUCAAUAUUGUACUUCACAUUUCCUGUUUUUCUUGCUUUCCUAGAGGGUCGUUAUGCACAAGAUACUGAAUCUGCUGCUCUAGAAAGGGCAGUUGAAGAAGUUUAUAAGAAGUUUGUGGAGCAAAUUCUAAAACAAGGAAAGAUAUACCAGCGAGCGUGGUGGGCACCAAUAUGGGUAAAACGAGAAAUUGAAUUACGACCUUGGGCACUAAUUGUCUCUAAUCACAUGGUUAAAGCACAAUCAGAAGCACUGGCUAAGGCUGUGGGCCGAACCCACAUAUGUCUCACUCCAUCAGCCACAGUGCACAACAUUCCUGAUGAACCUGGUGCCAGGCCGUGUAGGUUUACACUCUGUUUAGAAAGCAACAAACUUGUUGAACUUGCUGCUACUGAUCACAGGAGUAAGGCCGAGUGGUUACGAGCUCUAGAUGCUGCUAUACAUCACUCCAAGCAAAGUCUUCCAUAUCAAGCAACAAUGUCAGCUAUUAGAAAGAACGAAUAUGCAGAAGAAGAGGCUCGAGAAACUGCCGAGCGUAUUCGACGUGACUCACAAGCGGACAUCAUUGAGAACACCCAAGCUGAGCUCAUGGCUGAGAAACUGGCUCGAGCAGAAGCUGAGGCCACUGCGAGGGAGGAAGCUGCAGCUCGUCAAGCAGAAGAGAAGCGGGUACUGGAGCUUCAGACUCUAAGACGUCAACUGGAAACAUUGCUUGAGGAGGAGACUCAGGCAAAACGAGACGAAGAAAUUGUCAGGUAGUUAUAAUUUUUAUCAA
This is a messenger RNA of Procambarus clarkii (red swamp crayfish), 1246 nucleotides long. NCBI's taxonomy places the organism in Eukaryota, Metazoa, Arthropoda, Malacostraca, Decapoda, Cambaridae. The record is from RefSeq and is a predicted model, not a curated record.